Molecule: messenger RNA, 1668 nt
Organism: Alternaria alternata
Lineage: Eukaryota; Fungi; Ascomycota; Dothideomycetes; Pleosporales; Pleosporaceae
Product: TauD-domain-containing protein
Exons: 3
Coding region: 169-1356 (395 amino acids)
Cellular component (GO): cytoplasm
Molecular function (GO): 2-oxoglutarate-dependent dioxygenase activity
Source: RefSeq, a predicted model, not a curated record
CAUAGAUUGAGUUCAGCUCCUUACAAGCAUCUAUUGUUUCCUCCAUUGUCUUGCCAUACCUGCCUCUUGCAUACGGGUCACGUCUCCUCAAGUACGCAUACCUUGCCGCGAUAGACUGCAAAGUACUUGCAUCCCCUACGGUCUCUUCCCUGAACCCCGGUAACAAUCAUGGCGCCCGGACUCGUCGAACCCCAGUACCAGCCUACCGCUACAUCCACAUCCCUCUCCACAUCAAAGUCUAGCAACGUCCACAGCUACGUUCCUGGUCGCACAACUGUCAAGAAGCAUGCUGUUCCUUACAAAUACGAAGACCUUCGGCCACACUUCCCCACCAUCACAUGGCCAGCCUACACUGAGAUCCCCUACGCCGACAAAGGCCAACUAGGCGAUCCAAACUUCAAGAACCUCCUCGCAACCGCCACAGACGUCUUCGACUACAACCCAAAGAUUGGCACCGAGGUGCACGGUGUUGAUCUAGCAAACCUCACAGAUGCUCAGAAGAACGACCUUGCCCGACUGAUUGCUACGCGUGGUGUGGUGUUCUUCCGGAAUCAGAAGAACUUCAGCAUCGACGAGCAAAGGGAGCUUGGCAAGUACUUUGGUGAGCUCCACAAGCAUGCUACAACUGGUGUGCCGAAGCGCGAGGGUUUGGAAGACGUCCAUGUUAUCUACACCGGCGAGGACAGCCCAGACCUGAGGGCGUUGUUCACACCGUCGUUCCUCUGGCACUCUGAUGUAACAUACGAACUGCAGCCUCCUUCCUACACCUCCCUCAAAGUCCUCACUGGCCCACCUCGUGGCGGUGGUGGAGACACACUCUGGUCUUCGCAAUACGCAGCUUACGAUAUGCUAUCGCCGCACAUGCAAAAGUACCUUGAGGGCCUCACUGCCCUACACUCGGCCGAGCUCCAAGCCCAGGGCUCACGCGAUCUGGGACGAACUGUACGCCGCGACCCUGUCACCACCGAACACCCACUCAUCCGAACAAACCCUGUCACGGGCUGGAAGAGUAUCUUCUUUAACCCAGGCUUCGUGACAAAGAUUGUCGGUGUACCAAAGACGGAGUCGGAUCACAUCAUCAGUUUUUUGACUGAGAUUAUCGCAACCAGCCCAGAGGUUCAUGCUAGGUUCCAGUGGAACGAGGGUGAUGUAGCGUUCUGGGAUAACAGGGUCACAAACCACUCCGCUACUUAUGGCUUCGCACCCCACCGCCGACACGCAGUCCGCGUAACCGUCCGUGCUGAACGACCGUAUCUCGACCCAAAGAGCAAGUCGCAAGAAGAAGAGCUGAGCGAGAAGUACGGAGUCCCGAGGGCGAACAAGGAUGGAAGCGGUGUUGUCAACUACAAUGACUGAGCAUUUGACGUCCUGUGAAAACGCGGGCUAAUGUUUUGACUUUAUGUAUGAGCGUUCUUAGCGAGCAUGAUGAUAUAAGCGUGCAAAUGAACUAGAUUCGACUUUAACGUUGCCUCCUGGCGCACAUGUUCUUCGUUUUCAAACCAGUUACACGCUUCCGUACUUGGAAGUGCAAGCCGACAAGGGGUGAUUGAGGCACAUACAAAUGGUCUAUCAAGAACCAACACUCAUAUCUAAUUUCCGCAAAUGAACGAGGCCGUCAUUAGUCUAGAAUCGUCAACUACACAAGUAACAUUGGUUCAACAAGACAAU